Thecamonas trahens ATCC 50062 is the source of this 1755-nucleotide messenger RNA. Its product is annotated as ribosomal RNA small subunit methyltransferase A. Gene Ontology annotation, cellular component: mitochondrial matrix. The record is from RefSeq and is a predicted model, not a curated record. The coding region runs from base 1 to 960 and encodes 319 amino acids. NCBI's taxonomy places the organism in Eukaryota, Apusomonadida, Apusomonadidae. Gene Ontology annotation, biological process: rRNA methylation; transcription initiation at mitochondrial promoter. The transcript has a single exon. Gene Ontology annotation, molecular function: mitochondrial transcription factor activity; rRNA (adenine-N6,N6-)-dimethyltransferase activity.
AUGGCAGGACGGCGACUCCCGGGCCUGGCUUCAGUCUCGGACCUCAUUCGGCUGUACAAGCUCUCGACCCGCAAGGCGCUCUCGCAGAACUUCAUCCUCGACACCAACGUGACCGACAAGAUCGCCCGGGCGGCGCUCGCUGGCCACAACCUCAACGCGACGCAGGUGGUGGAGGUCGGUCCAGGCCCUGGCUCGCUCACCCGAUCGAUGCUGGCACAGGCGCCGGCUCGAGUCACGGUGGUCGAGAAGGACGAUCGGUUCCGCGGCUCACUAGUGGCUCUGGCAGAAGCCGUGGGCGGCGCGCCGGCGCUCGACGUCAUCAUCGGCGACAUGGCCCAGGUCGAGCCGGCCCGGAUCCGUACCGAUUCAGCUGCCGCGCCAGAGCUCGCCCUCGUCGGAAACCUCCCGUUCAACGUCGCCACACCGCUGACGGUGGGCUGGCUGGGUGACAUGGCUUCCUGCUCCGGCCUCUUUGCCAACGCGCCAACCGCACGCGCGUCGAUGACCCUAAUGUACCAGGCCGAAGUUGGCCAGCGGCUGACCGCUGCACCUGGUGAGCCCGGCUACUCGCGCCUCUCGGUCCUUGCCGCAGCUUGCGCCAACGCCAAGGUCUUGUACACCUUUGCGCCCACUAUCUUUGUCCCGCCGCCCAAGGUCUCGGCCUCGGUCGUCCGCUUCGUCCCGCGGCCCGACGCCGUGCUCUCACCAGCCAUCGUCGCCGCCCUACAGGACGUCACCCGCGUCGGCUUCUCGCUUCGUCGCAAGACGCUCCGCAACGCCAUUAAGCGCGCGCCCGACGCAUGGCGUGCCCCUGUCAUCGCCGCUGUCGAGGAUGCCGGCCUCGCAUCUCUGCGCGCCGGCGACGUCCCGGUUGCUGCCUGGCUCGAUCUUGCCCGCGUCGCCGCCGCCUUCACCACCACCGCCGGCACAGUCGCUCCUACAGCCUCUGCAGCCCAAUAGAUCCACUGGUGGUCGCCCGAUGCGCCAGUGCAUCGCCGCGCGGUCCUGCUCUGUAAGCCUCGGCUGCGCAGUGCCGAACAACACGCACCGCCUCACUCUGUCCUCCACGCACGCACACACACUCGCGCCCACACACGCCGCAAUGGAAACAAGGAUGCCGCCGUAGCCUGGCGGUAGCGAUGCUGCUACAUGGUUGCUGCGCCCAGAUGCCGCGCCAGCAGAAACUCGGUUGACGCCUUAGGCCUGCCACUGCUUGGUCUCGCCUCCUGGGCCGGCCAGCUGGCUCAGCUCCCGGCCGAACCAGAUCCGACGCUCUCUUUGCUUGGUUUUCGGCGACGAGGCUUCGGGUAGGGGUCAAUAGGUCCAACGUUAACGUAAGCAGAUGAUGCUACUCCAGAUGAAACUCGGGCUCAGUCACCAUCGCAUAUCACAGAGAAGCUGUCCUCCUUGUUCAUCAAGCCGGUGCCCGCUCUUUCGCUCCGCCCCUGCACAUUGGCCUAUCGCGGAUCAUUGCCCUCGACAACAUGCUGUACGAGUUCUUGAGCCUUGUUCCCUACCUCGGCCUCAUGAUGAUCCACGUGUUCUUUCUCGCCGAGUCGUCAAGCUCGCCUAGGCCCGCUGAUGUCCACGAGAGAAGCCUUGACCUCCAGCGCCAGAUCCGCAAGUCCUGGCCUCAAUCGCCAUCGGUUGCGCCACGCCCGUCAUGGCCAUCGAAGCCGUCCUCCGUCGCCAACGUUCCUCUCUCCUCGCUCCGGGCCCAUCCAGUACAGCAUGACGACAAAGGUUGUUCCUCAA